Molecule: messenger RNA, 2583 nt
Organism: Schistosoma rodhaini
Lineage: Eukaryota; Metazoa; Platyhelminthes; Trematoda; Strigeidida; Schistosomatidae
Source: the annotation of a GenBank genome assembly
AUGGAUUUAGGAUUUUCAAAAUUAAUCAAUAACAAUUCCAUGUAUACUAAUUAUUAUUCACCAAUUCAUAAUAAUACAUCCAAAUUACCUUAUUCAAUCACUGAUCCAUUCAUUCAUUAUAAUACUAAUACUGAUAUAUCAUCAUCAACAACAACGACAACAACAGCAACUAUGUUAAAUGAACAAACUAUGAAUGAACAAUUAAAUAAUUAUUCAUCCAAUGAUAUGUCAAUGAAACGAUUGAAAUUAGAUCCUAUUCAACAAUCAAUUGAAUAUGAUUCAUCUAGAAAUUGUAAUAGUACAAAUUCUAUUGUACCAUGUGAUUUACGUGCUGACAACAAUGAAAUCAAUUAUGAUAUUAAUCAUCAAUUAAAUGUAAAUAAUAAUACACAAUCAAUGCAUAAUAAUAAUAAUACAUUAGAACAUGUAUCACAUGUUACAAAUUAUAAUUUUUGGCAUAAACUUAAUUCUUAUCCAAUAUUCCCUUAUCAUCAUACUAUGACUACUCAUAACUCCACUAAUACUACUACCACUACUACUACUACUACUACUACUAAUAAUAAUAAUAAUAAUAAUAAUAAUAAUCACAUAUCGAAUUAUUAUGAUCGAUAUAUGUAUAAUACAGCAUUUCGAUAUCCACAUCCUUCAAAUAAUUCUGCAUACAAUUUAUCGAUAUUCCCACCCUAUCCUGCAACUGGAGUGCCAUCUAAUUAUUACCACCAUCAACAACAACAACAACACAGUCAACUAGAGUCGAAUAUCAUGUUAGAUUCGAAAUUGUCAAAUACAUUCCCUUCAGUUAUUAAUGUAUCACAGACAUCACAUUCACCAUUAAUUACAAUGAAUGCAAACACUACUAAUAAUUUACAUAUAAGUAAUGCUUUAUUUUCAUCUCAUGUGAAUAGUAAUAAUGUUAAUGCAUCAACUGCAAUUGUUAAAAAUACCUUUUCUACUAUAUCGUCUGUGAUUACGUCAUCUAUUACGGAUAGUCAUACCGAUACCAUUAAUAGUAAUCAUUGUAAUCAGAAAAAUUUAAAACGAAAAUCAAUAAAUAAUUAUGAUUAUAAUAUAAGAUUACAAGAAGAUAUAAAUAAAAAUAAAUCGGUUAAUAAUUUAUAUGAAGCAUCAAAUAUGUUAAAUGUUAAUAAUGAUGAUGAUUUAAUUGAUAGAAAACAUGAAAAUAAUGAUGAAUUGCAACAUUCACCAACCUCAUCAUCAAUGGAUUAUUUCUCUCAAACAAAUUCUAUUUCACCACAAGAAGAUAAUGUAUCACAAAUAAAUGUUUACAAUAGCAAUAAUGAUAAUAAUAAUAAUAAUACUGAUAAUAAUAGUAAUAUUAUCAUAAAAAAUAAAAAAAUACGUAAACCGCGUACAAUUUAUUCCAUAUGGCAAUUACAAAUGUUAAAUCGACGUUUUGUUCAUUCUCAGUAUUUAAAUUUAACAGAACGUGCAAGUUUAGCAUCACAACUUGGUUUAACACAAACACAAGUUAAAAUCUGGUUUCAAAAUAAGCGUUCAAAAUUGAAGAAAAUUCUACGUCAAGGACAAGAUCCUACAGCAUUUCUUAAUGGAACAACGAAUGAUACACCUGAAGAUGAUCAAAUGGGAAGUGAUUAUGAAGAAGAUUCACAUUCGUUGAAUUGUGGCGACACAUCAAAAUUAUCUUCCAAUCAAAUUGAAUACAGCAGUCAUCAUUCACGUAUUCCACACUCCACACAGUCAAAUCCUCAACAUUUUCAUUCAAUUAACCAAAAUGAAGAUUUAGAAUUCAUUAAAAAUAGAACACAUGAAAUGAAUAACUUCCAGAAGAACACGGGAAGAACUAAUGAUUAUGAUAAAGGAUAUUUUCCUUUAAAUAAUAGUAAUACAAGUUAUGAGUUAUGUUUAAAGUCAAAAAUCUCACCUCAUUCUAAUGAACCAGUGAAUCAAUUAACUCAUGAUGAUGAAGCUAUCAAAAUUCCUGCCCAUCAAUAUUUAACAUAUACGGCACCUAAAUUAACCAAUGAACACCAAUCAAAUACUUUUAUUCAAGCUGAAGAUCACGUACCAGCUAAUAAUAUUCAAAAUCAUUUAUUAACUGAACAAUCAAAUAAUGUAAGUUGUAAUCUUUCGUCACAUUCCCUUUCUCAAUGUAAUACUCAUUCAUCGAAAUCUUCAUCACCAUAUUCUGAUGGUAAACAACAAAGUUAUUCUGAAAAUAUUCAUAAUGAAGAACAUAAUUCAUGGUCUUCAUCACUUCCUACCAUUCAACAAAUAUCUAAUAUAGACGAGAACUAUUCAAAUUUACAAAAGAAACCUGAUUGUUCAACAUAUCAUACAAAUCCUAGUUGGACUCCUGUGAACAAUCAAUCAAUUCAUGGUAAAUCUGAUGAGAUUAAUGUUGAUGUUCCAUUGCCACAGUCAUGGUUACCAAGUUCAAUGAAAACUUAUCAACCGGAAAUUUCAAAUACAUUAUCUACAGAAGAAUGUAAAUUAUUCACUGAACAUCAAGAUUCAGUUAAUCAAUGGUGUAUUGAUCAACCUAAUUUAAAACCACAAGCUGAAUCGACUAUCAUUGAAGUUCCAUAUGAAUAUACUUAUUGA